CGACAUAUCCGUUGGCGCUCUGUUGAUGCUGUAACCUUCUGACCUCCGCGGUCUUGAUUCCAUAAGUGUAGCGCUGAUUUGGGUAGUGAUAUGUCAGGUCAGCCAGGUCUAGAUUGCAUUGUGAAUUGCUGAGUGUACUGGACGCGUCAGCGUAACUCAAUUCGCUCAUGCUGCAGUGCGCAGCGCAUAUUGGAUGCGGCAAUUGUCGAGCAAGCGCCGAACAUCUGACGACCAACAGCUCCAACAGCUAGUCGUGCAACAACAAACUACAGACGCCUCCAUGCGCCGCCGAAGAUCCGCGUUGUCGCGGCCUGACGUCAACACCGGUCACUCCGGUCGACGGCAUCGAUGGAUCGAGAUCUGAAUAUGUUUAUAAAAUAUGGAUUGUUUCUGCUCGAAUUCAGGGAGGUGUUUAAAGCUUCUCGUUCAGCAUCCUUGUCCUCCGAUCCUUCUCAUCCAGCAAUCUCAUCCUUUGUCAACGGGACGAAUCGCAAACCACAAUGGCCCUCAGCAAGCAUAUCGAUCCAGAUGAGUUGCUCAGCACGUUGAGCGAGCACCCUCAUCACAAGCAUCGUGCACAUAACCGCUCCGCAGUCUCGCACCAAACGCCAUACAGCACUCGCUACAACGCUCAGACCGAGAUCUCAAAGUACAAAAUCCCUCACGAUGGAGCUCCCGCCGAUGCGGUGCACCAGAUGCUCAAGGAUGAAUUGGAUCUUGAUGGACGCCCAAACUUGAACCUGGCUAGCUUCGUCGGCACGUACAUGGAGAAAGAGGGCGAGCAAUUGAUGAUCGAGAACCUCAGCAAGAAUAUGAGCGAUGCUGAUGAGUACCCGGCAAUGAUGCAAAUGCACACUCGCUGCAUUUCCAUUCUGGCUCACCUUUGGGGUGUACAAAAGGGCGAGAAGGCCAUCGGGUCGGCCACCACUGGAUCUUCCGAGGCCAUUCACCUCGGUGGUCUUGCAAUGAAGCGUCGAUGGCAGGAGAAGCGUCAGGCAGCUGGCAAGGAUACUAGCAAGCCGAACAUUAUUAUGGGUGCAAACGCCCAAGUCGCCUUGGAGAAAUUCGCUCGAUACUUCGAGGUCGAAGCAAGGAUUCUUCCUGUUUCUGAGAAGUCCGAUUAUCGUUUGGACCCCGAGCUCGUCAAGGAGAACCUGGACGAAAACACCAUCGGUAUCUUUGUCAUCCUGGGCUCCACUUACACCGGUCACUAUGAGCCUGUAGAAGAGAUCUCAAACAUUCUGGACGCCUAUGAGAAGGAGACCGGCAUCGACAUUCCAAUCCACGUCGAUGGAGCCUCUGGUGCCUUCAUUGCGCCUUUCACACAUGCUGGUGUCGGCCAGGGCAAGAAAUGGAAUUUCGAGCUUCCUCGAGUCAAAUCAAUCAACGUCUCUGGCCACAAGUUCGGGCUUGUGUACGCUGGUGUUGGUUGGAUCAUCUGGCGUGAUGAGUCCUAUCUACCAAAGCACUUGAUCUUUGAGUUGCACUACCUCGGUGGCACUGAGGAAUCUUUUACUCUCAACUUUUCACGACCCGGUGCCCAAAUUAUUGCACAAUACUACAACUUGAUCUGCUUAGGCUUCACAGGCUAUCGUGCUAUUAUGGAAAACGCCCUCCACAAUGCGCGUCUCCUGUCGAAGGCAUUGGAAGCCACAACUUGGUACCGAUGUGUUAGCGACAUCCAUCGACCCAAGGGUCAAACCAAAUACGUCAAAGGACAGAUCGCUCCCAGCCAGGAGGGUGAGACCUCCGCCGAUUACAAUGCCGGGCUCCCUGUGGUCGCCUUCACUCUCACCGAUGAGUUCAAGGAGAAGUACCCUCACGUCAAACAAGUCAGCAUCAGCAACCUCUUGCGCGCAAAGCAAUACAUCGUCCCCAACUACCCUCUACCUCCCAGCGAGGAGAAGACUGAGAUCCUUCGCGUGGUCGUCCGCGAGUCCAUGUCCCUCGACCUUCUCGACCGCCUGAUUUCUGACAUUAUCGCCGUCACCGAGACGGUGAUUUCCAGCGAGAAGGCCGACCUGCAGGUGUGGCAGCCAGACGCCAGCAUUGAGAAGCAGCACGGCAGUAUUGGUCUGCCUCAUCACCAGAAGCACAAGGCCAAGAGGCCUAUGCACGAGGGCGUCCACCGCUCGGUCUGUUAGAGCAGAGGCCGGCUUUCGAAAGUCAGAUGGUGCCUGGAUAAUUGAUGUCGAUCAUGAGAGUCUGCCUGGGACCACAUAGUAAUGAAAAAGCGUGAUUUUUGGAUGUGAUUGACGGCAGCCAUGUUUUAUGUGCACUUGUGGGUCUUUACCGUUCGCUGUCCAGUAGGCGGAAUGUGAAGCCGUAUUGCGAUCAAUGGUUUCUGAAUCAGACCGUUGGACGGUCACAAGUGGCUUAAUGUCCUGGAUUUCAUUUAUUCAGAAGUUGUCUAAAGCGCUCAUAGAAGGC
This is a messenger RNA of Dissoconium aciculare CBS 342.82, 2430 nucleotides long. RefSeq names its product glutamate decarboxylase. The record is from RefSeq and is a predicted model, not a curated record. Gene Ontology annotation, cellular component: cytosol. Lineage: Eukaryota; Fungi; Ascomycota; Dothideomycetes; Mycosphaerellales; Dissoconiaceae. The transcript is spliced from 9 exons. Bases 501 to 2144 code for a protein of 547 amino acids. Gene Ontology annotation, biological process: L-glutamate catabolic process. Gene Ontology annotation, molecular function: pyridoxal phosphate binding; glutamate decarboxylase activity.